Messenger RNA from Aaosphaeria arxii CBS 175.79, 2781 nucleotides. Its product is annotated as GDPD-domain-containing protein. Gene Ontology annotation, biological process: glycerophospholipid catabolic process. Gene Ontology annotation, molecular function: glycerophosphocholine phosphodiesterase activity; protein binding. Lineage: Eukaryota; Fungi; Ascomycota; Dothideomycetes; Pleosporales. The coding region runs from base 1 to 2781 and encodes 926 amino acids. The transcript has 8 exons. The record is from RefSeq and is a predicted model, not a curated record.
AUGAAAUUCCGCAAAAAGCUCUGUCGACAUGUUGUUGCGACUUGGGAUUCGCACUAUAUACCAUAUCAGCGUUUGAAAGCAUUACUGAAACUGGCAAAAUACAACAAUCAACAGCCCUCCCCAGAUUUCUAUACUAGCUUCGUGGAGGCUAUUAUAGCCAAUACUGCAUUUUCUCUGCACCGCCGCUCUGUAUUGCAACACGAAGAGGAGCAACUUGAAAAGCAGUGGAAUAUUGGUGCACACGCCAAGCACCAUUCACAUCUAAUCUACCUAAACUGGUUGACCCUGCGGGAGGCUUUGAUAGAGCUUUCAUGGUUCUACAGAGUCAACCACGAAGCCAUGAAUCGCAUUUCCAUCAAGCUCGCUCGAUUCGCCCAAGCCUCUAGCCCGGAAUUGGAAGACUAUCGAUCCAUUAUUCGUGGACGCUGCGCAGAACACGAACAGGCGUACAUCAAAUGCGUGAAUCAACUUGACAGAAUCCAGGCCAGAGUGGCCACAUACCAAAACAAUUAUUCUGCCAGUUGGGUCUACCGUUGUAACAUUGAUCAGGACUAUGGGGUGGUCGCUGACAUUAUGAAAAGUGGACAUGGCCAAACCCCCCUUCACUUCUGCGCUACGUACGGUAUAAUCAAUCUUUGCAAGCACGUAUUGUCCAACAUCAGCCUGGUUGAAGAGUCCAUCCUGCUCCGAGAUGAAGCAGGGUUCACGCCAUUGCAUGUCACUGUCACUCAUGGUCAUGUUGAAGUUACCAAAUUGUUAUUGUCUGCUAUGGACAGGCAACCUACAUUGGUACCGGACGAUCUCCUGCAUAUAGCACUUCGCCGUGGGGACGAUACUAUGGUGAAACUAUUAGUUACUAGAUUGGUGGGCCUCAAGUACAAGUCCAAUUCCGGGGAAAGCUGUCUUUAUAUCGCAGCUCAGCUUGGACGGGAAGAUUACCUUCGCCUACUAUUGCCUUUGGUUGAUUCUGACUUCGUCGAUAUUGCCGAAUCUGCGUGCCAAUGGACGCCUCUCUUCAUUGGCUGUGUAGAAGGACACAGCUCAACUGUUAGGCUGCUCUUAGAUGCUGGAGCUGACACGACUCGACUCGAUUACCUUGGAUGGACCGCGCAAGAGAAUGCGGCAUUCAGGGGUCACAUGCCAAUCGUCGAGAUGCUUUCAACUCUCAAUGCAACACCGAGACCUAGAUAUUAUCUACCUAGGAAUGACCCACAGUUUAGUAGCGGAGCGAGGGUUGAUGUUAGCCCAAGGCUGGCGCACGUUGUUCUUAACUUGGGUAGCCUGCAAGAGGGGAGUCCGGCAAAAUCUUCAGCAUUAGACCUUCCUGGCAUUUCUGGUCAUGGCCUCGUACUAAGCAUCUCGACUUCAGAAUCUACCCUAUCAAUUGAGCGUGUGAUGCCUCUAUUCGAUGACCCAGUUGACGAUACAUUGGUAUUCGUCGUAAAACACCCAGCAGAAGCAGCGAUCGUAUUCGAUGUCCGUAAAAAGGGUGCUGAACGAAAUGACUCUGGUGCCCUUAUUGGUACUGGUGUUGCAUUUUUAUACAUCCAAACUCCAUGUUUGGGUGUCCGACAUGGCACUUUGAUGAGAGAACAAACCGUGCCAAUUCUGUGUAAAGACUCUCUGAGACUGCUAGGGACUAUAACCUUCUCAUUCCUGAUUGUAAGACCAUACUAUCAACUUGGAUACCCAUCGCCUAGUGCUAUGUAUCUCGGGGCACCAAGCUCAGUCCAGCUUGUAGGACAUCGAGGGCUUGGCCAGAAUUCCCGCAAUCGAUUCCUUCAGCUUGGAGAAAAUACGAUUGAGUCUUUUCUUGCUGCUAGAAAUCAAGGAGCAACCUUUGUGGAGGCCUCCUUCCGCUUCGCAUGCUACAGCUACUCAUUCAGAACAGAUGUCCAACUCACAAAAGACCUUAUCCCUAUACUCUUUCACGACUACUCGCUAAGUGAAUCGGGUACAGAUGUCGCGAUUCACGAUGUGACCCUUGAUCAGUUUAUGCAUGUCGCUCGUAUCCAAUCCCCGCAAUGCAAUCCUCCAGCUGUAGAUGGAAGUUUGGAAAACCAGACAGCCUACAGUGAUAUCCACAUUCACAGGCCACGCUCAAGAUCGGUCACGAUGGUUCACGAAAGGGGUGCAGAAGACGUGAAGGACAGAAUAAAGCACACAGUAGACUACCGGAAAAAAGGUUUCAAACCCAAUACACGAAGAGACUUCGUUCAAGAUACAUUCGCUACUUUGGAAGAUGCGCUUUGCAAUGUUCCUGUCGACAUAGGAUUUGAUAUGGAAAUCAAAUAUCCGCGUAUUCAUGAGGCUCUUGAAGCCGGGAUUGCUCCGGUUUCUAUUGAAAUCAACAUCUUUGUUGACACCGUCUUAGAUGGGAUUGCUCGUUUUGGUGGAGGUCGCAAAAUCAUCCUAUCGUCUUUCACCCCCGAAAUUUGUAUCCUGCUGGCAAUCAAGCAAAAAUCAUACCCAGUACUCUUUAUCACAAACGCCGGUAAGCGUCCAUUGUCUGAUAAAGAGAAACGUGCUGGUAGCCUACAAGUUGCGGCACGGUUUGCGAAACAAUGGGGGCUGGCUGGCAUCGUGGUUGCAGCAGAUUCUCUAGUGAUGUGUCCGCGUCUUAUCGAGUUUGUCAAAAGCCAGGGACUUAUUUGUGGGAGUUACAAUGGCCUGAAUAAUGAGCCGGCAAAUGUGCAGAUCCAAGUUAAGGCUGGUAUUGACCUUAUUGUGACAGAUCGCGUCGGACUUAUAUCUCAGACUUUGAAAGGGCUAGGUGCCUAG